AUAACGGACCCCACCCUUAAAAUAAGACUUAUUGCUAAUACAUGCCCAGGACAUUUCUGUGUGAUGGCAUGCUAAAAAAAUCCUCUCUGAAUGGGGACCAAAGGCUUUGUUGCGGCAUGAGCAAGACUUACGAUUCCCAAGAAAAAUCCUGUCCCUCUCUUGCAUCAUACAGUCGUGGAUGGAGAGGACAUUUCUAGACAAAAAGGCAGCCAGCCAGGAAGGAGGACAAACAGGGAAUACAUUCCUGACUCGCUAUUUAAUUGCUUUCGUGCAGGUGCAAAGAACUAAAUGAAAGGAAAAAUAAGGAUGAGCAUGUGGGGCCAAGUCAAUCUCAGCUUUAAGCAGGAGUCCAGCACCAGAAGGAUGUGGCUGCUGCAAUAAACAGGCUUUCACCCAACUUCUUGGUGGGUUUUGUGCUUUUUCCCUCCAGGGACUAGGCUCAUUCCUGCGGUGCUGGUGGGUGAUGGCCCUGCCAGGUAAGGUGAUGGGGACAGUCCCCUCCCAUGGGGCAGGGGUGGCUGGUGCUUGCUGGGUGCCUGCCCUCCCACACUGCCCGCUGGCAGUGCCGCCGCUGGGUCUGCUUGUCUCUUUCCCCUCGAGUGUAAAGCACUUUGAGUGCAUAAAUUGCCCUCUGUGGCCCUGAGCAGAAUCUCCAGCCUGAUCCCGUUUGGUGGUUAAAUGCAGAAGUGACGAAGGGUUUAGGGAACUCGGAUGGUGAUGCCUCAAGGGCUGAUGUCCAGCGCCUACAGCGUCUCCUGGGUCUCAGGAGCUGGUCUCUCCACCACAGAAUUUGACUUUUAAACCCACAAAGGGGAGAAGUCCUUUGUUGCUUGUGGCAGGGAGCACUCCAGCCUCAGAUAUGGUGCAACCCCUCCUCAGAGCUCAGGCAUUUACUCCCGAAAAUAAGUGGGAAUAGGUUUAAUGAUGGAAAACUUCCUAUCCCAGGAGGUGAACUUCCUUCUUUCAGGGAAUAAUGCAGAGCCACUGCCACCAGCCUGGGUCCUGCCGUCUGGCUGUACACUGGGUACUUCUUAAUUUAAUAGACCAGGAGGUGUGAAGGUCUGUAAUUACAGUCCCCGGGAUGUCCCCGGGAGCAUGUUUGCCUGUGCUGGCCCCAGCAGGGCUUGGGGCUGGCCCUCUGGCAUCCCCACAGCUCUUUUACUUUUGCAGGCCAGAGGAGCAGAGUGUCCUUGGUUUCCCUCCUUGCCCUCGCAUUGCACAUCAUAUUUUUUAGGCUCCUGUGAGCUCUUUGUCUUUCCCAAGGUUUCACACCACACAUCAAGUUCUCACUGCAUUAUGCUGAAAGAAAUACAAAAAGAACAAGGCAGGAACUGAUAGAGUGCAGAAAAAAAUGUAUAUUGAUUAAAAUAGCAACAUAACCUGUUUCUCUUUAUUAAUUCCCUCCUGACAGCAUUUCCAGUCCAGGCAUGUACCUGUGUUCAUUUGUGAUGCUCCCACGGACCUGUGUGGUCCAGGAGCAUCGCUGGGGCGUGUGUCUGUGUGUGGUGAGAGUUUUCUGGUUGUCUGAGCAACGGGAUGUUCAUCACUAACUCCAGAGAUAAUUAACUCAUUUUUCUGUAUUUAUAGAAAACGGAUGCAGGGAAUGUUGGCACUUAGCCCUGAUGGGGCCACAUUUGGCGACAACAUCUUGAAUUUUGGCCAUUCCUUGCAAUACGGUGGCUUUGUCAUCAUCCCCGCUGCCUGCUCAUUAAGCCUGAAAGCGGGCAGCUAGUUACGCCCGCAAGGGCAAGGGGUGCCAGCCCCGACCUGGGGGUGAAACACUGGCAGCUGCCUUAGGCGAGCUGCCUGUGGGCGCCCACCUUCGCGUGCCCCGCUCCUGGUUUGCCAGUGCAGGGGAUGUUUGCAUCAGCGUUGCCAUCUCCUGCUGCCUGUGCUAAAAACAGCAUACUCCCAGCUCGGCCACCGGCAAGGGGAAAUUUUGCUGCUUCAAGGGGUUUGUUGCAGGGAUGUGAUGCAAAGACGCGCUGGAGCAUCCUGACUUGUCACCGCCGUGGUGGGAGACCCGUGGGGAAAGACAAGGAGCAUCUUCUCUCAGCAUCAGGGCAUACGUAUGCCAGGGGAUGAGUGACGAGCAGCUCCCCACAGCUCCCCGCUGCCCUGCCGUGGAGAGGGAUACCAACAUCUCAGUCUCUGGCUGCCCUGAGCACUGGGUUGAGCCCCGGUUCACGCAAGCAGCGAGGGUCCGCGUGAUCUUCACGGCCAUCUUCUUCUUGCUGGCGGUGGGCAGCAACGUGGCGGUGCUUGGCAGCCUGCUGAGGAAGAGGAGGAAAUCCCACGUGCGGCCGCUGAUCCUCAGCCUGGCACUGGCUGACCUGCUGGUGACGUUAACAGUGAUGCCUCUGGAUGCAGUGUGGAAUGUGACGGUGCAGUGGUACGGAGGAGAUACCUCCUGCAAGCUCCUCAACUUCCUCAAGCUCUUUGCCAUGUAUGCAGCUGCCCUGGUGCUGGUGGUCAUCAGCCUGGACCGACACGCGGCCAUCCUCCAUCCCUUCUCCCAUGCUCGCCGCCGCAACGGGUUGCUGCUCCGCACCGCCUGGGCCGGCAGCGUGCUCCUGGCUUUACCUCAGCUUUUCCUCUUCCACUUGCACACGAUCCCAGGAGGGAACUUCACCCAGUGCGUCACUCAUGGGAGCUUCCGAGCACACUGGGAGGAAACCGCCUACAACAUGUUCACCUUCACCACCCUCUACAUCACCCCCCUGAGCGUCAUGAUCGUUUGCUACAUCCGGAUCAUUUGGGAGAUCAGUAAGCAGCUAAAGAACAAUAAAGGUUUGGUAAGAAGUCAAAAUGACCACAUUUCCAAGGCACGCAUGAAGACUCUCAAGAUGACCAUAGUCAUUGUUGCCACCUUCAUCAUUUGCUGGACCCCAUACUACCUCCUGGGCUUGUGGUACUGGUUCCAGCCAGCCAUGAUCCAGAAGAUGCCGGAAUAUGUCAACCACAGCUUCUUUCUCUUUGGCCUGCUGCACACCUGCACCGACCCUGUCAUUUAUGGACUGUACACCCCCUCCUUUCGGGAGGACGUGCAGUUGUGUCUCAGGGGCGUUGAAACAGCCAUUACCAGGCACAAGAGACACAAACCUGUCUCAGUCUCAGAGAAGAACAUAAAAGAUGGUGCUGUAAAUGGUGGGGUGGCAUCAGGGGGCUCCAAUGGGACGACUGUUAACACAAUCUGCUGAAGAGAUGUAUCCACAAGGACACGGGAGACACAGCUUUGGGGGCUGCUUUUGUCCCAUAGGAUCGUUCUGGAGACUGUCAUGAGGAAGUUUGUCACUCAGCUUUGGUGGGUGAGGGUCUCUGGCCAGAAACUGGGAAUGCAUCUCCUGCCUGAACUCAGGGUGAAAAACAUCUGGUGGUAUUCACGGUCACUCUUCCGUUCUUGCAGCCCUGUGACAACAAGGAAGCUGUCCUUUUUGUGCCCUGUGCAUGCUCUAGCCCUGAUUCUGGAAUCAAGCAUCUGCCACACUUCCAGCAUCAACCCUUUGGAGGAGACAUGCCGUCUCCUCUGUGGUCCAGGGCCAUGUCCAUCUGGGAUGGCCCUUUGCACCUACACCUGGGUGCGGAGCUGCUAAGUGGUGUCACCCUGAGAAGCUGCAAAGGUGCCAUCAGAAGCUUUUACUCCCUUUUCUCCAGCCACUCUAGGAAAAGCUCUCUGGAAGUUUUGGAUCUCCAGGCACAGAGCCUGUUCGGUCCUCCCACAGCUGCGUCAAGCCUUGGGGAGGAUCUAAAUCUUUGGGGAGUGACUGAUGCAGGGGCAUUAGUCCCCAUGGGCAUGGUGGGGAGGGAGGAAGUGCUGCAGGGAUGGAGGGGCUCAGGCAAGAGGGGUUCAAAGAACCACAGCGGGAUGGGAUCGGAUGGGGAUGGAAUGGGGUUUCUUCUCCCUUCUGGAGACAGCCAUAAGGAAAGAGAGUCCUUGCUGCAUUGUUCUGGCAUGCAGGGGGUGGUACGGACACAUCCUUACACAGUAGCUCUCUGGGACGCAGGGCUGACCAGGAGACUACUUGGUGUAAGCAGAGAGUGAAAACCAGACCCAACACUGCCCAGCCCCCCCUGCCUGCCCCUGCCCCAUGUCCUAGGGUACGAGCUGGCAGGUUGCAGACCAUGUCCUGGGCUCCCCAUAUGUGCUUUGCCCUAAGGGCUUGACCCGACAGCAGCACCUCAUCUCUGUCCCCAGCAGGAUGGGUGCAGCCACCCCACAGGAGAUGCCUGAGGUGUCCCAAUGAGGAAGGUGAUGGGAAGCACCUGUAGGUAGAUGGGGCCCAUCAGCACUCAUAAAUGCCAGCAGGGUGCUGGUGGUCUUUGGCUGCGCUGUGGAGGUAAGGGAGGCUGUGGGAGGGAUCAGCUGAGCUGUGAUGAAUGAAUUUUUUUUUUUUUUUUUUUUUUGCUUUUCACUAGUGUGUUACAAGUUGCUUGUAAAGAUGGAAGCCUCUUCUCUGGGUGUGGGUUGAAGAGAUGGGUUUAUUCAACUGUGUUGUUCCUUUCUGUGUGACUAGAAAUAGUGAACUGUUUCUUUGUUUGUUCUCUGCUGAUUGUUAUGAAAUGUGUUUUUUGCUUUUGAAGAGAAAUCUAGUUUUGAGCCAGGUGCGUUGUGGGUUUUUUUUUGGUUUUGUGAAAUCUUUGGGCAGCUCAGGAGUGUGGACUUGGCAGGAGGUGGCUCCCUGGGCAUUUCUGUGGCUACUGCAGCUUUGAAUGAGCAUCUGGACUUUAUCAGGAUGAAAGAGCUGUGUUUUAAAAACAAAUCUUGACUUGCUGUGGUUGCAUGUGUAGGGAAGCUGGGAGAUGUCUCCUCCCAAGCAAGCAAAUUUCCUUUGGUCGCCAAGGGGGCGUUCUCAACCCUGUCUUUAAGAGGGAAUGGAUCCCUGCUGGUCAGAAGGGAUCUGCACUGGUCUCCCAGUGCCCCAGCUAACAAAUUAGAGGGGUGGGAGAGCAGUCCUUGCACGUUGGCUGAGGCUGGAUGAUGACGGUAUGGGAAGCCGUGGUGCUCAGGGUGAUGCAGAGCUGUAGGCAGGUAUUGAGCACAUGCCUUUCCCCACGCUAGCUAUCAUUUAUGCUAAACACGCUGACCAAGGAGAAAAAAAUUCAAUUAGAGCUGCAGGAGCCCAGGCAGGCUAGUGGGGAUUAGCAUGAGUCCUUUAGGAAGCAUCCAAGCUCCAAUGAGAUGCGUAAUCACCGUUUGGCUUUCCUGGGCUUGUUCUGCUCAAGGUUAAUUACGCAAUGCUAAUGGCAGCAGGGCUUGCUGCUGCCAGGCUGGCUUGGCUUGACCUGUGUAAAAGAGUUUCUUGUGAGGUGAUGGGAAUGACUUGUGGUAGGAGAAGCUAAUUUAUUCAUCAGACUCUCAUUUGGUUUCUCUGUUUGUAUUACUGAUGAUCGCUAAUGGGGGGCAGACCUUGAAGGUGUGUUGGUUUUCUGGCAAGCCUCAAAGAAGCAGGAAAGUGUCUUUAAUCUCCUGAAAACAUUCUUCAUCUGCUUUCUGCUGAGUGAGAGAGAACAGGUCUGGCAUUGCUUGUACGCUUAAGGCCAUUUGUCCUUCCUCGCACAGCAGCGGGAGAGCUCGGAGACCUUCUCUGAGGAGCAAGAAGUACUUUUUCCCUUGUGGGAGGGACCCACCACCUUUACACCCCACAGGUACAGUGAGAGGACAGAAGCAGCUUUGGCUUUAGGUGAAGAGUAGGAAAACUGAGAUGCUGGCAAGGAUAUGUACCUUGGUCCUUGGGGGAAGCACGGCACAUCCCUCAGGAUGCCCGCAGGCACUCUCAGCGCUGCUCUUUCUGCCUGCCUCUAGGUACCUUCCCUCCUGCUGCUGGUGCUCGAGGCUGGCAUUUUGGGAAGCCCAGAGCGUGGGCAAGGUGCCCAAAGUGACAGCUUUCACGAUGGAAGGAAAAUGUCACUAGAAGAACAUGCUGCCAAGCCGUGUGCCCAACGUAUGCAGGAAGGGGGGGCGAGCAGGUGGGCAGCACCUCCCCAGGGGAGCCAGGGCGGGUAUUUUCUGAGUCACUGGGGAUUGACCCAGGUCUGGGUCCUGCCAGAGGCGGACCAAAGCCCAGGCCUGGUUUGAACAUCUCUGAAUUUCUGAUUCUGUGUUUCUUAAAUCUGUUUGUAUUUUAGAAAGCAAAAAAUUUUUGCAUCACUCAUCAGGAGCAUGAAACACAGAGCCUUGCUGCUCCCCAACCCAGGGGUGGUCUUGCUUUCUGCAGUAGUUCCCUCUCCCUACCUUGCCUCAAAGCCUGGGUCUCCAACAGCACCUGCCUUCCUCCUCAGCUGGUUCCUGAGAUCUCUGAA
Messenger RNA from Falco peregrinus (peregrine falcon), 6300 nucleotides. Its product is annotated as gonadotropin-releasing hormone II receptor-like. Gene Ontology annotation, molecular function: peptide binding; gonadotropin-releasing hormone receptor activity. Gene Ontology annotation, cellular component: membrane. The coding region runs from base 2082 to 3200 and encodes 372 amino acids. Lineage: Eukaryota; Metazoa; Chordata; Aves; Falconiformes; Falconidae. The transcript has 4 exons. Gene Ontology annotation, biological process: G protein-coupled receptor signaling pathway. The record is from RefSeq and is a predicted model, not a curated record.